AUGACUGUGUCGCUGGGACAAGCAAUCUACGUUGCUGUAAAACCUAUAUUCAAGAUAUACUUGAUCAUCGGAGUCGGGUUCGGUCUGGCAAGGUACGGUAUUCUGAGUGUAGAGGCUACCAGGAUCGUUUCAGAUAUUGUGCUGACAGUUUUGAUCCCAUGUCUUGCGUUCAGUAAGAUUGUUCCCUACAUAGAAGGCCAGGACAUCAAACAAGUGGGGAUAAUAUGUCUGUCGUCCGUGCUGGUGUUCGGGACUGGUCUGUUUAUGGCUUUCUUAGUCAGAACGUUCUUACCAGUGCCAAAGAGAUGGCGAGGAGGUAUUUUAGCUGGUGGGAUGUUUCCUAAUAUCAGUGAUUUGCCCAUCGCCUAUUUACAAAGCAUGGACAAUGGCUUCAUAUUUACAGAAGAAGAAGGCAACAAGGGUGUUGCCUCCGUUAUCAUCUUCAUGACUAUGUUCAUGAUCUGCGUGUUCAACCUUGGAGGAUUUCGACUGAUAGAGUCUGACUUCCAUUAUAAUGACAUCGAAAAUGCAGAUCAAGAGUCAACGAGUAGCUCACACGAUGAUGAUGAAGCUUUAUCAAAGAAACGUGUAGGAGAUACUAGUACAAUACCUGUAGUCAGUAACAACAACUCAAACUAUGAACUAAAAUCUAGGACAAAAAUGAGCUCCAACAUCGAGAAUGAUGUAAACAUCACAAGUUCUUCUUCUGCCAACACGGAUGAUAUAAAUAGCUUACACUCUCAAGGAACAAGAAGUACAGAAGCGUCGAUUCCAAGCACAUUUUCCUAUACAACAGAAGCUCAAGACUUGGGAUCAGCUCAACCAAGACAUUAUUCUAGGGAGUUAUCCAGAACAGAUAACUCAAUUUUAUCAUAUAGGAACUCAACUAACCGUAGAAACACAGAUGGCAUUACUAGAGUUAGAUCUCUAGAUCUACGCGAUGGCCCUCCGCAAGACAUGAAUGAUAUUAUCAAGGAAUACUCAAAUGUUGAUCAAUUUGGACACAUUAGGGAGAACCCAUAUUACAAAUCGCCCGAGCCUCAUGCAGAUGGACAAUCUGAAGAACCAGAAUAUGGACUGGGACGUAUCUUGACAUCAGAUGCUACUGUCACAACCAAAGAUAUACGGAAGUCUGGGAACUUCCUACCAGAGAAAUUAAGAAAAUUUUCUGUUGUCCCUCUUAUUGUCUUCUUCCUAAAGAAUUGUUUAAGGCCUGCCUCAAUUGCUGUUUUCAUUUCUUUAGUAGUUGCCUUCAUACCUUGGGUCAAAGCACUAUUCGUCACCACGGAACAUACUCCUAAAAUACACCAAGGACCAGAUGGCCAGCCAGUACUCAGUUUUUUGAUAGAUUUUACAAGUUAUGUUGGCUCUGCCGCUGUGCCAUUCGGUCUGAUGCUACUGGGAGCAACUUUAGGCCGUUUAAAAUUGGGAAAGUUAUACCCAGGAUUUUGGAAAUCCGCUGUGGUGCUGGUCAUCUUGAGACAAUGUGUAAUGCCAAUAUUUGGUGUUUUAUGGUGUGAUAGACUAGUGAAGGCAGGGUGGUUAAAUUGGGAAAGUGAUAAGAUGCUUUUAUUUGUCAUUGCUAUCAAUUGGGGACUGCCAAGUAUGACUACAAUUAUUUAUUUCACGGCAAGUUACACGCCUUUAGACUGCAAAGAUCCCAUUCAAAUGGAGUGUGUUUCAUUCUUCCUAAUGUUACAAUACCCACUACUAAUUGUAAGUUUACCAUUUCUCGUGACAUACUUCCUUAAAGUUCAAAUCAAAGUUUAG
Messenger RNA from Nakaseomyces glabratus, 1770 nucleotides. RefSeq lists its product as uncharacterized. Gene Ontology annotation, cellular component: membrane. Lineage: Eukaryota; Fungi; Ascomycota; Saccharomycetes; Saccharomycetales; Saccharomycetaceae. Gene Ontology annotation, biological process: transmembrane transport. The record is from RefSeq and is a predicted model, not a curated record.